GUGGAAAAGUCGACCCACUCCCCGGUGAGCACCCCAGAAGCGUUUCUGCAGCGCCUGUCCAGCGGCCGGGACCCACCCUGGGACGCUCUGUGGCCGCUGGUCCUCGGAUGUGGGGGUUAUCUUCACAAAGAGCCUCCUGACUUGUCCAGGGAAGUAACAGAGACAAGAUGAUGAGUCCAGAGGAGCCAAAUCGUCCUCAGGACGUGGUGACCUUCCCCGAUGUGGCUGUGAGCUUCUCCCCAGAAGAGUGGACAUGCCUGGAUGCCUCUCAGAAGAAGCUCUACAGAGACGUGAUGCUGGAGACCUACCAGCACCUGCGGGCAGUAGGGCAUUGUGUUGUGAAGCCUGCACUGAUCUCCUGGUUGGAAGGAGGAUCUCUGAGGAGGUUACAAAGAGGCGUGUUUGCAGAAUAUGAACCACAGCUUCAGGAUUUGCCAUUUCAGCAAUUUCAUUUUGCAGCAGGACCAUCAAAUAAGUGUGAAAUGGGAAGCAUCCAGCCCCGCUGGGAUAUGUGUGAUGGUAUACAGCAUGAAAAAGUCUUGAGUAAGCAAUUGUGCCUUAAUGUCGAUGCGAGUGAUGACACUGGAGGGAUCUGUUCAGAAGGGAAACCGAAUGAAGAGAGAUCCCUUGUUCUGAAGAAGCCAUCCCCUGGGCAAAGCCCCCAUGAAUCUAUUCUGCUCCUUCAGUGGACAGACACCCCUCUGAUGGGGCAGCCCUUUGACCUUCACAGUGCAGCAUUGUUUUUAUUGACUUCUUCAAGUCUGCAGGCUCAUAAGCAAGUUCACUACGGCAUGAAUCCAUCCACGUGUAAGCAGUGUGUGUGGGCUUUCCCAUGUUCUAGGCACCACAGUGUUCCCUUAGAAACUCCUCGUGUACAGAAUCCUUAUGAAGGUGAGCACACUUUCAGUCAACUUUCACACCAGCCUGAGUCUAUGAAUGUCCGCACAGGAGAGAAACCUUACACAUGUGAGGAAUGUGGGAAGGUCUUUGCUUAUCCCUCAAGCUUAACGAAGCACAGGAAAAUCCAUACGGGAGAGAAACCUCAUACAUGUCUGGAGUGUGGGAAGGCUUUUGCAUAUUUAUCAGGCCUUACUAUGCACAAGAAAAUUCAUACUGGAGAGAAACCUUAUACGUGUAUGGAUUGUGGGAAGGCCUUUGCCCUAACUUCAAGUCUUACUAUACAUAGGCGAAUUCAUACUGGAGAGAAUCCUUUUAUAUGUAAAGAGUGUGGGAAGGCCUUCAUUCGAUCCUCAAACCUUACCAUACAUAGGCGAAUUCAUACUGGAGAGAAUCCUUUUAUAUGUAAGGAAUGUGGAAAGGCCUUCGCGUACUCUUCAAAUCUCCUUUUGCAUGGCAGAAUUCAUACUGGAGACAAACGUUACAUGUGCCAGGAAUGUGGGAAGGCCUUUAUGGACAAAUCCUACCUAUCUAAGCAUAGGAGAAUUCAUACCGGGGAGAGACCUUAUGUGUGUGAGGAGUGUGGAAAGACCUUUAUGCAGAAAUCCUAUCUUUCCAAACAUACAAAAAUUCACACUGGGGAGCGACCUUAUGCAUGUAGUGAAUGUGGGAAGGCUUUUGUUUCAUCUUCAGACCUCUCGAGACAUCGAAGAAUACACACUGGCGAGAAACGCUUUGUAUGUUCAGAAUGUGGCAAGGCCUUUAUGGAGAAGUCAACACUUUCUAAACAUAGAAGAAUUCACACCGGGGAGAGACCAUAUGUAUGUAAGGAGUGUGGGAAAACCUUCACUCGAGCCUCCAUCCUCAGUAUCCAUAUGAGAAUACACACAGGCAAGAAACCUUAUGUCUGUCAGGAUUGUGGAAAGGCCUUCAGUUAUUCUUUAUCCCUUAUAGCCCAUAGGAUAUUCCAUACUGGAGAGAAGCCUUAUAUCUGUAAGGAAUGUGGUAAGGCCUUUGGCUCACCCUCUGACCUUUCUCGACAUAAGAAAACUCACACUGGAGAGAGACGUUAUGUUUGUCAGGAAUGUGGAAAGGCCUUUAUGGAGAAAUCCUACCUAUCUAGACAUCAGAGAAUUCACACCGGGGAGAGACCCUAUAUAUGUAAAGAAUGUGGGAAGGCCUUUUCCCGAUCCUCGAUCCUUAGUAUCCACAUGAGAAUUCACACAGGCAAAAAACCCCAUGCCUGUCAGGAAUGUGGAAAGGCCUUCAGUUACUCCUUUUCCCUCACAGCCCAUAUGAGACUUCAUACCGGAGAGAAGCCUUAUGUCUGUAAGGAAUGUGGGAAGGCCUUCACCAACUCCUCAAGUCUUAAGCUGCAUAGGAGAUACCACAGAGAGAAACUUCAUACAUAUAAGAAUUGUUAAAGACCUUUGCUUGAGCCUCACAAUUUACUACCUAAAAGAUCUUUGCCAUUAAUGAAUGCUACAGAGAAACCUUUUAUCUGUAAGAAACAAAAGAGGCACAGCCUUUGCUCAAACUCAGUUAUUCUCCCUAUGAGAAUUCACAUAGAUAAAAAGUACUUUGCAUGUCAGGAGUGUGGAAUGAUCUUCUCUAUCUCUUACCUUACUGUACAUAAGGGACUUCACACUUGAAGUAACCAUUACAUAUAUUGAGUCCGGAAUAACCUUUGAAAUGUCCACCAUACUUUCUCCAUAUAUAACAGUUCAUACUGAAGGGAAACCUUAGGCAUGUA
This is a messenger RNA of Suncus etruscus (white-toothed pygmy shrew), 2650 nucleotides long. RefSeq names its product zinc finger protein 345-like. Gene Ontology annotation, cellular component: nucleus. The transcript has 6 exons. Gene Ontology annotation, molecular function: RNA polymerase II cis-regulatory region sequence-specific DNA binding; DNA-binding transcription factor activity. The record is from RefSeq and is a predicted model, not a curated record. Gene Ontology annotation, biological process: regulation of transcription by RNA polymerase II. The coding region runs from base 168 to 2321 and encodes 717 amino acids. Lineage: Eukaryota; Metazoa; Chordata; Mammalia; Eulipotyphla; Soricidae.